ACUGUCAAAGUCAUACCUUGGAGCCUAUGCAUAGAAUGGAUCAUAAUUAAUCAGCCGGCUGAACAAACUUCAACUCAAUCCUCUAAAACCAACCACUAAAAAACGAAACAAUAAAAAUGGUGGAGUUUGCGUUUGACAUCAAGCACCUGUUUCCGCAGUCGAUCAUUUGUGUCCAGCCCCACUUGCUGCGACCUAAGGCGCGGGAAUCCGUUCUUAUUUAUCAAAACCAUAAGAAGACGGCACCACUAACACCAGGAUGCAAGUUAAGCCAGAUAAUUGAUGAGAUGGGGAAGCGGUCUGCGGUAGCUCAAGGGCUGAGAGCUCCAGUGACUUCGGCGGAGAAGAUGAUCACCAAUACCACCAACCAGGUGACCUAUCUGAUGGCAGACGACGAGUCGGGCCGCUGGGCGGUAACCGGAUUACUCAAGGUGGGCAACAAGGACCUCUUCCUGUUUGACGGUGAUGGCAGGUGCCGCCAGACGAAACAGACCCCUGCCAUCCUGGACUUUUACAUCCACGAGUCGCGUCAACGUCGCGGGCUUGGCAAGGUUAUUUUUGACAAAAUGCUCGCCGAUCAGGGCUGGACACCUGGCAAGUGCUCCGUGGACCGUCCUUCCAAGAAGCUGAUUAGUUUCUUGGCCAAGCACUUUGGUCUGGUACGCACUGUACCACAAGGAAAUAACUUUGUGCUUUAUCAGGAAUUCUUCGAAGACGGGCCGCCUGUGGGUCAGCGGAACAAGGACACUCACGGAUCAGGAGGUGUUGGAGUAGGUGUAAUCAAAUCGGUUGCUACCGUACCUUGCCGUGAGCGUUUGACCAACUUUCAGGCUUCUUGCUACAACCCCAUCGUGGGUGGAAGCAACCGGAAGCUAGCAAGAAACACCACCAACUCCAAUGCCAACAAGAAUGUCAGAUCAAACAUCACCAACAAGAUUGUUAAUAACCCCAUUAUUCAACCCCCCAACAUGAUCAAUUUUGACAACGAUAUCAAAAACACCAGAAGAAGUUUCGCCAACAACUCGAUGAACUCUAGUAAAACCGAAACAAAUAACAUCGCUUCUGGAUCAAUCCCUAAAGCUGUUUCAAACCAAGAUCGAAUUCUAAGACGCAAUCGAAUGUCCGAAGGGCCAGGAGCCUCGAGUGCUACGCCUCAAAAUCAAUCAGUAGGACGUUACGUCCACAAGCCGAGAGACAGCUGCAUGGCCCAGAUCCUUGGAGGGGCCUUUGGUCAUUAAGCUUUUAUCAGGGCCCUUGUAGGAUACACACAGGAGCCGGCGUAGGUAAUGCUCCAGCGUCUCAGUUUAUAUUUUCGCAUUUGGAGCAAUCCCUCGCCGCCCUCAAAAUUUUUGUAAAUCCUGUUAAUUUUUAAAAUUUUGUAAGGUUUAUAACGCACUUGCGACCAGCUGUCUAUAAAUACAGCCUUACCUAAAUACCAA
Molecule: messenger RNA, 1436 nt
Organism: Drosophila bipectinata
Lineage: Eukaryota; Metazoa; Arthropoda; Insecta; Diptera; Drosophilidae
Gene: lky
Product: leaky
Biological process (GO): alpha-tubulin acetylation
Cellular component (GO): microtubule
Molecular function (GO): tubulin N-acetyltransferase activity
Source: RefSeq, a predicted model, not a curated record